Plutella xylostella (diamondback moth) is the source of this 852-nucleotide messenger RNA. RefSeq lists its product as uncharacterized. Lineage: Eukaryota; Metazoa; Arthropoda; Insecta; Lepidoptera; Plutellidae. The record is from RefSeq and is a predicted model, not a curated record.
AUGUCUGUUUCGGAUAAAGAGUUACCACAGGCCAUCCAGCAACCUGAAAUAUUACGUGUUGGUGUUAAGAUGCCGCCAUUUUGGCCUGAAGAACCUGCCUUAUGGUUCGCUCAAGUGGAAAGUCAGUUCGUUUUGUCGCGGAUAACUACGGAUGACACAAAAUUUUGUUACCUCGUAGCCCAGCUGGAUCAUCAAUAUGCUGCCGAGGUCAAGGACGUCAUCACCAACCCACCUGAAAAAGAUAAGUACCUAAAGCUGAAAACAGAACUUAUUAAAAGACUUUCCGCUUCUAAGGAAAAACGGGUCAAACAGCUGCUGAUGCAUGAAGAGCUCGGGGACAGGAAGCCUUCCCAGUUCCUCCGACACCUGGAAAGCCUGGCAGGUCCAGAUGUACCAAAGGAUUUCUUGUCUACAAUAUGGUCUAGUCGUUUACCUCACAGUAUUCAAACCGUUGUUGCUUCGCAGAGUGAGCUUGCAUUGGAAAAACUGGCCGAACUUGCAGACAAGGUGCACGAGAUAGCCCCAUCAUCUCCCCAGGUGGCAAGUACCUCUUCAGCUCCUCCAACCGCGUACCACGACCUAACGAGACAGAUAAGCGAACUUACCAGGCAGGUGGCCAUGCUUACGUCCAAGGUAAAUGACAGAAGCUACGAUCGCGAACAUCCAUACUCCAACAGACGCAGAUUCUCACGCAGCCGCUCCCGCAGUCGGUCUCGUCCGAGGCAACCUCCAGCAAACCACCCGCAUUGCUUCUACCACUUCACCUACGGUGAUAAGGCGCAGAAGUGUAAGGAACCGUGCAGCUUCCACAAGGACACAGAAUCGGAAAACUGUCCGGGCCGUCGGAAGUAG